AUGGCCACAGCCACAGCCAGUCCAUGGGGCGACGAGUCUGCAGCCUCGCACUUCAGCAAGUUCGCUCUGCGCACCGAGAACACCGAGGAGUGGUGCAAGCAGCCGCCCGCGCUUGUAAAUGCCGCCGAUCCGCGCUUCCCCGAUAGCGCUGUUGAUCUCUCCGACAUCUGCGGCGACUCCGACUCCAACAGCGUCGCGAACCUUUCCGACAUCUGCGGCUUUAACGACCUCAACUCGCCGCGCUCCGCCGUCUCUUCCCCCAGAAGCGGCCUCGGCAGCCCGGCGACCUCCCAGCCCAACUCCGCGAACAACUCGGGGGCGCUCUCGAUAAUCUCCGAUACCCCCUCGAACACGUCAUCGGGUAACAGUCGCCCGUCCACCGGCCGCGUGUCGCUCGCGCAGCAGCUUCUGCAGCAGCAGAUGGGCGGCAACGCGCGAUUCACGUCGAUUAAUCCGGGGAGCAAGGGCACCAACGUGGCGUCUCUAGCGGGAAUCAGCGACUACGGCAGCUACACCGGAUCGCCCGUGACGCCGCUCAUGCCGAGCUUCAGCUGCGCGUCGUCUGAGGCGUCGGGCCAAUCACCGGCGAAUCGCGCGUGGCGACAAUCGAGCGACCCUCGCGCGGUGUCGCAGCAGACGGCGACGAUGAGGGAAUCGUCGCUUCGCGAGAAACUCCUGCGAGCGAGCAGCGCGGCAGCCUCCGAAACCUCAUCGCAAAGCUCCUGGCACGAGCAACAAUCUCAAGCCGCGUCCGCCUAUUCCGCCCGCGAGUCCGCUUCGGCGGGCGACGACUAUUAUUGCGAGCCGGAGGAGAACGAGCAGGGCGAGCUCGACUUCUCGGACAUUAAAUCCGUCUGCCUUAACUUCGACGAGGCACAGCAGCAAUCCGAGGAAAUGGAGUUCCAACGCGCGCGCCUCGAGACCGUCGACAUCGUUCCCCUCGCGUCCGGACCGCGAAAUAGAUUUAUGUCGGCGGCAGCUGUCAGCAUGCCCGAACACGUUCUCUUCGCGCUCACAUUCUCCAAUUCCCCCGCGCUUCGCCUGCCCGGAGACGAAUCUAUUCAGAAGUUAUUCCCGCUUAACAUGCAGCAGCGCGCGGCGCAGGACAAACCGCAGGGCCCCGCGCACACACACGGCUCCGCUUUCGGCGGGAACGGAGGCGCGAAGCGGAAUGAAUUUUUCCCCAGCUACUUGAGAAGCGGCGCAGGUGCCGCCGCGGCAUGCGGCAUUCCGAGCUACGGCAGCUACGCUUGA
This is a messenger RNA of Closterium sp. Naga37s-1, 1254 nucleotides long. The record is from the annotation of a GenBank genome assembly. Lineage: Eukaryota; Viridiplantae; Streptophyta; Zygnematophyceae; Desmidiales; Closteriaceae.